Messenger RNA from Lytechinus variegatus (green sea urchin), 1252 nucleotides. Its product is annotated as monocarboxylate transporter 12-B-like. The record is from RefSeq and is a predicted model, not a curated record. The coding region runs from base 1 to 1098 and encodes 365 amino acids. The transcript is spliced from 4 exons. Gene Ontology annotation, molecular function: monocarboxylic acid transmembrane transporter activity. Lineage: Eukaryota; Metazoa; Echinodermata; Echinoidea; Temnopleuroida; Toxopneustidae. Gene Ontology annotation, biological process: transmembrane transport.
AUGGGAGUUGCACUUGGUCUCCUGAACACCUUUUUCUUCAUACCAAGUCCAAUAAUUGCCGCCCUCUAUCGAUAUCAUUUUCUUCGUCGCCCGUUGGUUAUAUCUGGGGCUUGUCUUCAAACAUUAGGAGUGGCGUUCUUAUCAUUGGCAACGAGCAAAGCCCAAAUGAUCAUCUUUCUAUCAAUGACAGGUUUUGGAAUCGCUACCUUGAUGACGUGUUGUAUUUUGACAUUACAUCAUGUGGCUCAAGAAAACUACAAUCUAUGUUACGGCCUUGGUUUGAGCGGGUAUGGCGCCGGUAUGAUCCUUUUGCCAAUCGUAGCUGAAUUCCUACGCAACCCGUACGGUUGGAGAGGUGGAUUGCUCAUAAUAAGUGCCCUUAUAGCGCAUACCAUCCCAUGUGCCAUGGGAAUAAGAAUGAAAUUUGACGAAGUGAGUACACACAAAAACGGUUUUAAGCCAAUCGAAGGCUCGUCUACAGGACCUUUGGAAAUGGACAUAGCGGAAGAAGGCGAAGCAGCUAAACGUCAUGGCUCAGCCCUGUCAGAAGGAGACAACCGACAUGGUGAUGGCUUUCGUAGGUUCACCAAUAUCAUUCAUGAAUCUGAUUUCUACAAAGACCCUGUAUUUACCCUGAUAUUUGGUGUGGAUUUUGCAUUCUAUAUGGUCUACAGUGGUUGGCACUCUUUUCUCGUUCCCCAUGUUCUGCAAAGAGGAAUCUCGGUCCAGAAAACCAUUAUCUUGACAUUCUCAGGAGCAGUAGGGAAUACUUUAAGCAGAUGUGGUGUAGGUGUCAUUACAAACCACCAAUUCAAGCCGAUUGAUGUCUACAUCCUCGCUACGAUCCUCAACAUCGGUGCUUUACUCGUCGAUGUGUUUGUAGUCAACUAUUACGUCAUGGUGGUGACGUCAUGCUUCUCUGCCAUGUCCAUCGGAGGGAGGGCGGUGGUCACAACCCUUAUUGAGAGGGAAAGAGCAUCUCCCGACAAAUUUGAUGUCGUCUUUUCACUUGGAAGAUGUAUUUCCGGAGGGGGGAUGUUUCUUGGAGGUUAUGUAAGUGGUAAGUUGGAGUUUAUACCUAUCAAAGACAUUGACUAAAUUAUCUCUUCAUUCCCAUCAGGGCAUUCCUAUCAGGGUCAGCCAGUAUUAUGCAACUCCCAAGAAUGUUCUGUAAUCUGAUUGGUCGAAAUCAGAUCACAUGAUAUACAGCGAACUGCACUAUUGCAUCCAAAAUGCACUAUCCUGCACUCUG